AAGAAGAGUGGGCUAUUGAAACUUCUAGCAGGAGCAUCAACAAAAAAGAAGUCACGUUCCCCACCGUCUGUGUCUCCCACUCAUGAUGCCCAGACAGCCAUCGAAGGAGUUCUGCAAGGGGCAGUGGGACCUGAGCUCUCCUCCCUCUCCAGCCACGGCAGAGCUGGCUCAUGCCCUAUCGAGAGUGAAAUGCAAGGAGCCAUGGGGCUGGAGCCUCUGCACAGGAAAACAGGCUCCUUGGAUUUGAAUUUUUCUAUCCCUUCUCCUGCCAGACCACCCCUCUCUUCCAUGGCAGCUAUUCGGCCAGAGCCCAAGCCUUUGCCCCGGGAAAGGUACCGCGUUGUGGUCCCAUACCCUCCGCAGAGCGAGGCCGAGAUCGAACUGAAGGAAGGUGACAUUGUGUUUGUGCACAAGAAACGGGAGGAUGGCUGGUACAAAGGGACAUUGCAGAGGAACGGCAGGACGGGCCUCUUCCCCGGGAGCUUUGUCGAGAGCUUCUGAGGACAAAUCGUCGCUCUCUCAACUGAGGAGUUUUCAGGGGAAACUGCAUAGCACAAGAAGAGACAGCAAACAGAGACUGGACUGAUAACCACUGCCAUUUGUAUUUCCAAAGACUUCCCCCAGGCCCUUCAGUCUGCAGGUCUGGAGACACAGUGCCCAGCUGUGCUCCCGGGACCACGUGCGGUGCAUACGGUGGUAUGUUGAAGUAGUGCCUUCCACCUGGAAUCACAGACUGAAAGGACACCCAUCUGGACUGUAGUAACCUAAACUCUGGCUGUUAACCCUUUGUGUAAAUUAUAGAGAAGAUAUCUUUAAAAAA
Acanthisitta chloris (rifleman) is the source of this 820-nucleotide messenger RNA. Its product is annotated as SH3 domain-containing RING finger protein 3-like. Gene Ontology annotation, molecular function: protein binding. The coding region runs from base 190 to 501 and encodes 103 amino acids. Lineage: Eukaryota; Metazoa; Chordata; Aves; Passeriformes; Acanthisittidae. The transcript has 2 exons. The record is from RefSeq and is a predicted model, not a curated record.